Schistocerca americana (American grasshopper) is the source of this 1062-nucleotide messenger RNA. RefSeq names its product molybdenum cofactor biosynthesis protein 1-like. The record is from RefSeq and is a predicted model, not a curated record. Gene Ontology annotation, molecular function: GTP 3',8'-cyclase activity; cyclic pyranopterin monophosphate synthase activity; 4 iron, 4 sulfur cluster binding. Gene Ontology annotation, biological process: Mo-molybdopterin cofactor biosynthetic process. The transcript has 7 exons. Lineage: Eukaryota; Metazoa; Arthropoda; Insecta; Orthoptera; Acrididae. Bases 1 to 1062 code for a protein of 353 amino acids.
AUGACUUUCUUUCUUCUGUUUAUAAUUGUAAUAGAUGUUGGACACUUUGACUCCAAGUAUGUUAUACAGAAACGCAGUGAUUUUUUGCAAAAGGCAAAACUAUGUGUUCGAAGAAUUGUGGAGAGGAGGAUAUUUACCAGUGGUAAAGAUGAAAUUGGGUUGAUUGUACUUGGUUCUGACAAGACACAGAAUCCACUUGAUUACCCAAAUGUUAGUGUGGAAUUUCCUCUUGCACUACCUACAUGGCAGAUGAUAUCCUUUGUGGAGAAAUCUUUUCAUGAAAGUGAAAUAAAAAGAGAUUGGAUAGAUGGUGUUGUUGUUGGUGCCUUGAAGGAAAUGAAAGAUCUCGAAAGUGUCUUAAUGACAACCGAUGGCCUCAUGUUGACAAGACAGCUGGUUGCCUUGCAGAGGGCAGGGCUUGACGGUCUGAACAUCAGCUUAGACACCCUGCAGUCCCAACGCUACAACCAGAUCACGAGGAGGAAAGGCUGGGAGCGUGUCAUGGUUGGCAUAGAUCUAGCCUUGCAACUUGAAUACGACCCUGUGAAGAUAAAUUGUGUUGUAAUGCGAGGUUUUAAUGAAGAUGAAGUGUGCAGUUUUGUGGAGUUAACAAAAGAGAAAAAUGUUGAUGUAAGAUUUAUCGAGUACAUGACUUUCAGCGGCAACAAAUGGAAUGAUGGGAAGAUGCUCUCAUUUAGUGAAAUGGUCCAAAUAAUUAGAAAGCAGUGGCCUAAUUUUGAUCCUCUGCCCAAUGGGCCCAAUGAUACCUCAAAGGCAUACCAUGUCCCGGGCUUCAAGGGACGUGUGGGAUUUAUUACCUCAAUGAGUGAACACUUCUGUGGCACGUGCAACCGUUUACAGAUAACAGCUGAUGGCAAUUUGGAGGUGUGUCUCUUUGGGAAUUCAGAGAUAUCUCUCAGAGAUGCAAUACGAAGCAAAUGCAGUGAGGAUGACUUGCUUGCCAUGAUUGGGGCAGCAGUGAGAAGAAAGAAGAAACAACAUGGAGGCAUGCUGAACCUGUCAAAGAUGAAGAAUCGGCCAAUGAUUCUUAUUGGAGGAUAA